Alosa alosa (allis shad) is the source of this 618-nucleotide messenger RNA. RefSeq names its product endoplasmic reticulum chaperone BiP-like. Gene Ontology annotation, molecular function: ATP-dependent protein folding chaperone; misfolded protein binding; ATP hydrolysis activity. The record is from RefSeq and is a predicted model, not a curated record. The coding region runs from base 1 to 618 and encodes 205 amino acids. Lineage: Eukaryota; Metazoa; Chordata; Actinopteri; Clupeiformes; Clupeidae. The transcript is spliced from 4 exons. Gene Ontology annotation, cellular component: cytoplasm; endoplasmic reticulum lumen; membrane. Gene Ontology annotation, biological process: protein refolding; endoplasmic reticulum unfolded protein response; cellular response to unfolded protein.
AUGUGGAGACAUUGUGUUGGAGUCUUCCAAAAUGGCCAUGUGAAAAUCAUUGCCAAUGACCAAGGUAACAGAAUCACCCCUUCCUAUGUGGCCUUUACUGCCGAGGGAGAGCGUCUCAUUGGUGAUGCUGCUAAGAUCAAGCUGACCUCCAACCCUGAGAACACUGUUUUCAAUGUUAAAAGAUUCAUCGGUCGCACUUGGAACGACUCCUCUGUGCAGGAUGACAUCAAAUAUCUGCCCUUCAAGUUCAGUCUGAUUCCAAGCAACACUGUGGUGCCAACCAUGAAGUCUCGGGUCUUCUCCACAAUCUUUGAUUACCAGCGAGCGGUCACCAUCAAUGUAUUUGAGGGGUUAACCAAAGACAACAACCUGUUGGGCAGCUUCAACCUGACUGGCCUUCCUCUAGUACCCCAUGGGUUCCCACAGAUUGAUGUGACUUUUGAGAUUAAUGUGAACGGCAUCCUAAGUGUGACUGCUGAAGAAAAGAUAACGGGAAGAAAGAACAUGAUCACUAUCCCCAACAGCCACAACCGACUGAACAAAGAGGACCUUGAGAGGAUGGUGAAAGAUGCUGAGAGGGAAUGCAAGCAGUUUCAAACAUAUUACAUGCACUGUUAA